Metarhizium album ARSEF 1941 is the source of this 2190-nucleotide messenger RNA. RefSeq names its product DNA-binding protein SMUBP-2. The transcript is spliced from 6 exons. Bases 1 to 2190 code for a protein of 729 amino acids. Gene Ontology annotation, molecular function: 5'-3' DNA helicase activity; ATP hydrolysis activity; RNA binding. The record is from RefSeq and is a predicted model, not a curated record. Lineage: Eukaryota; Fungi; Ascomycota; Sordariomycetes; Hypocreales; Clavicipitaceae.
AUGCCCGCCCUCAUCGUCGUCCUCGUCGUCCUCCGUCACCACCAACCCCGGGGCCGAAUAGGCUGCGUACGUACGAGCACCCUUGGUGUCCGGCCUCACCGUCGGGUGCAUAGAGCGGCCAGCAUGCCGUCCCAUGGCGCAAUCGACGUCCCGUCCUUUGCGACCACCCAGCUCGCCCUCCUCGACAGAGAGCUCAAGAGCGAAGUCGACGAGACCACCCAGCUCAUCUCAAACCACAGCCCUACUGGUCUGCAGCGCGCAGGGCUAGCCGUCACCAACCUGGUCGUUUCUUCUCAGCGAACCGGCCUGGGAGGCAAGACCGUCCUCGAGCUGGGUCCCGACAGCGCCACGUCCCCGACGGGAGAGCUGCCCGAACACGGCAUCCGGACAGGCGACAUAGUCCUCGUGGCCGAACAGCCCGCCGGUAGCGCCAAGAAAAGAGAGGCGAGGGAGUUGGAAAAGAAGGGCUCGAGGGGCGUUGUGACCAGGGUGCAGAGAGGGCUCGUCAAUGUGUCUUUGGACGAUGGCAGAGACGAGGUCUCGUUUCCGGGGCGGGUGUGGCUAGUCAAGCUGGCCGACGAGGUGACGUAUAGACGGAUGUACCGGACCAUGGAGAAGCUGCAAAGCAUGGUCGAGGCCGAGUACUCGAGCUUCAUCAGAGUCCUGUUUGGCCUCUCCAGCCCGUCGCCUCUUCCGCAGGACUUGUUGACGGCCUCGCGGGCCGGCGGUGUCGAAUGGAUCGAUCCUACACUGAACGAUUCGCAAAAAGAUGCGAUUCGGUUUGCGCUGGCCUCAAGAGAGAUUGCUUUGAUACAUGGGCCACCUGGGACCGGGAAGACACAUACCCUCAUAGAGCUCAUCCUGCAAAUGGUCAAACGCAAGCAGAGAAUCCUGGUGUGCGGCCCGUCCAACGUUUCCGUCGACAACAUCGUGGAGCGCCUUUCCCCGCAUCGAGUUCCCAUUGUUCGACUGGGCCACCCCGCGCGUCUGCUCCCCUCUGUCCUCCGCCACUCUUUGGACGUCCUUACGAAUACGUCGGAAGCAGGGGCCAUAGUCAGAGAUGUCAGAGCGGAAAUGGACUCGAAACAAGCAUCCAUCAAAAAGACGAAGAGCGGCAAGGAACGACGGGAAAUCUACUCUGAUCUCAAGGAACUACGAAAAGAGUACCGCGAGCGGGAGCGCAAAUGCGUGGGCAAUCUCAUCGGUGGUAGCAAGGUUGUUUUGGCCACCCUACACGGCGCCGGGGGCUUCCAACUUCGCAACGAGGAAUUUGACGUCGUCAUUAUCGAUGAGGCCAGCCAGGCGCUAGAGGCACAAUGCUGGGUGCCUCUGCUGUCUGCCAGGAAGGCUGUUUGUGCGGGUGACCAUUUACAAUUACCCCCGACGAUAAAGUCACUCGGUUCAAAGGCAACCCCAAAGGUCAAGGGUGAAGAAGUCCCGGUCAUCAAGGGCAUGACUCUUGAGAGGACGCUUUUUGACAGAUUACUGGCGCUUCACGGGCCUAGUAUCAAGAGGAUGCUUACAACGCAGUAUCGAAUGCAUCAGGAGAUUAUGCGGUUUCCGUCAGAGGAGCUAUACGAGUCGAAGCUUGUUGCGGCAGACGCCGUCAAGGCCAGGCUACUGAAGGAUCUAGAAUACCCAGUCGACGACAACGAAGACACACGUGCGCCUCUCAUCUUUAUCGACACCCAAGGGGGUGAUUUUCCAGAGAAGAACGAAGAAGAUGAUGGAGACAAUCCCAGAAAAGGCAAGGGAAGCCUACAUGGCGAAAGUAAGAGCAACGAGAUGGAAGCAGCUUUGGUAAUGCAGCAUGCGGGGCAGUUGGUAGAUGCAGGCGUUCGUCCGGAGGACAUUGCUGUUGUAACCCCGUACAACGCCCAGCUGGGUGUGCUGGCCCCGUUGAAAGAAAAGUUCCCCGGUAUAGAACUAGGAAGUGUGGAUGGGUUCCAAGGCCGCGAGAAGGAAGCCGUCAUUGUCAGUCUUGUCCGGAGCAAUUCCGACGGUGAAGUAGGGUUUCUUGGCGAAAAAAGAAGACUGAAUGUGGCCAUGACUCGACCCAGACGAUCGCUCACUAUAGUUGGGGACUCGGACACCGUGAAGAGGGGCAGCAACUUUCUUAAGAAAUGGAUAGAAUACCUCGAAGACAACGCCGAUCUUCGUUAUCCUGACGUAUCGUCCCUUGGCAAGUAG